Pseudovirgaria hyperparasitica is the source of this 1631-nucleotide messenger RNA. Its product is annotated as subtilisin-like protein. Gene Ontology annotation, molecular function: serine-type endopeptidase activity. The record is from RefSeq and is a predicted model, not a curated record. The coding region runs from base 361 to 1572 and encodes 403 amino acids. The transcript has a single exon. NCBI's taxonomy places the organism in Eukaryota, Fungi, Ascomycota, Dothideomycetes, Acrospermales, Acrospermaceae. Gene Ontology annotation, biological process: proteolysis.
UUGGCGGUGCCCUCUCCUACCUCUUUCGGCCAUACCACGCAUGAUAUACACUGCACCCACUAUCUAGCCGACCUUGUAUUUCCAUGCCAAAACAAUCACUGGUCAUCACUCAUGCUGCGAUGGUAUUGCACCAUUUCUUCGGCUUUCCAUUGUCCGUCCGGGCUCCUGUCCGUUGUGCCGCCUCCCUUGAUCGGCACUCACCUGCCAUACACACACUGUGCCAACAUGGCCUGAGGUCGUGAUAGAAGUACAAAUAGUCCUGCAUGACGGCUCAUCUUCCAUUCUCCAUCCUCUCCAGUACAGGUCUGUGGCCUUUAACCUCUUCUCGAAUCCACUCGAUAAAUCUGCACGACCAUCAGCAUGAAGGGCCUCUUCUCUCUCGCAGCGCUCGUCGCUGCCGCUUUUGCUGCUCCUAUCACCAAGGAUGCCCCUAAGAAGUACAUUGUUACCUUCAAGGACGGUAUCGAUGUUGCUGCCCACACCAAUUGGGUUGCUCAAACCUUCGAGUCCAAUCUUGCCAGGCGUGGCCUUUCGAAGCGCGACUUUGCUGGUAUCGAAAAGGUUUAUCGUGUCGUCCCAGGUUACUUCGGUACCUUUGACGAAGCUACCCUCGACGCCAUCAAGGCCAACCCUGACGUCGUUGAUGUUGAGGAGGAUGGCGUCAUGACCAUCCAAAUUGAGGAGUCCACUCUCGAGAAGAAGGCUCUGACUACCCAGUCUGGCGCUCCUUACGGUCUCUACACCAUCUCCCACAAGGCCGGUGCCAACGCUGGAACUACAGGUUCAUACAUCUACGACUCAACGGCUGGAUCCGACACCUAUGCCUACAUCGUUGACACAGGUAUCAACACCGGACACACCCAGUUCGGUGGUCGUGCUACCUUUGGAUACAGCGCAAUCUCAGGUGCUACCACUGAUGACAACGGACACGGGACACAUUGUGCAGGAACCGUUGGCUCAGCAGCUUACGGGGUUGCGAAGAACACCAACCUCAUCGCAGUCAAAGUGCUCGAUUCUUCCGGAUCCGGCUCGUACUCUGGCAUUAUUGACGGCAUCGAUUGGGUCAUCAGCGAUGUGACCAACAAGGGACGCAAGAACCGUUCGGUUAUCAGCAUGUCUCUCGGAGGUAGCUACUCGGCUGCUGUCAACAAUGCUGUUGGCUCUGCCUACAGCAAUGGUAUAGUCGUUGCUGUUGCUGCCGGAAACUCAAACACGGACGCUUCAAACACGAGUCCUGCCUCGGCCGCAAACGCAAUUACUGUAGGCGCCAUCCAGAACGGAAACUCACGCGCCUCAUACUCCAACUACGGCCCGGUUCUUGAUAUCUUCGCCGUUGGCACGAACGUCCUCUCUACCUGGAUCGGCAGCAACACCGCCACAAACACCAUCUCCGGAACCUCCAUGGCCACUCCUCACAUUGCAGGUCUCUCGGUCUACCUCAUCUCACUCGAGGGCCUUGCCAGCCCGGCAGCUGUCGCCAACCGCAUCAUCGCCCUCUCGGGCAAGGACCUCGUCGGCAAUGCUGGCUCUGGCUCGCCUAACCGCCUCGCCUACAACGGCAACGGCGCUUGAAUGCUGAAUGAAUGAAGAAUUGCAUGUUUUUUAACGAAGGGACGUUGUUUAUGACCGGA